UGGUGAAGUCGCAGUCUCCUUCCAUAGCUUGUGCUCGAAGCAACUGACCAACCGACGCCAUGAACGCAUUGGUUUGCACCACCAUCCUCAGCGCCCUGGUAGGCAGCGCUCUUAGCGGAUUUGUCAGCGGUGGCGGCGCUGGAGGUCUCGGAGGUGGCGCCGCCCUUGGUGGUGGCGGCUAUGGAGGCUACGGUAGCUACGGUGGAGGACUCGGCGCUGGUGGUCUCGGAGGCUACGGCGGAGGCUUGGGCGUCGGAGGUGGUCUCGGAGGUGGUGGCGGAGCUGUUGGUGUCGGUAGCAGCGUCGUCCUGCUGAACGGUGGCCGAGCGGGAGCCAGCAAAGCCGUCGCCGGACCAGCCUUCCUGGUGCGCACCGUGCAUCACGUCUCCCAAGUCCACGGCGGCGGAGCCAUCGUAGCCCACUCGGGUCUCGGAGGCGUCGGUGGAGGCGCUGGUGCAGGAUUGGGAGCUGGUGGCCUCGGAGGCGGUUACGGAGGCCUCGGUGGAGGUUACGGAGGAGGCCUCGGAGGAGGUCUCGGCGGUGGUUACGGAGGAGGCCUCGCCGGAGGUUACGGAGGAAGCCUCGGCGGAGGCUACGGCGGAGGAUAUGGCGGCGGAGCUGGCGGUGGAGUCGUCGGCAAGCUUCUGCUCGUCAAGCACCACAAAUAAGCGUUCACAUGCCCACCUCAUGUUCUUUCCUCACAAGCAGAGUGAAGAGGCGUCCAGCUCAACCUGUGCAGCACCGAACUUCAUGCCAGAGUGACUUGCGUCUGUGAUCUAAGUCGAAGAAACCAUAAUAUGUAUUACCGAUGGAUGUAAAUACACAUCAACUCGGAUGUUGCUUCCCGUUACCAAA
This is a messenger RNA of Rhipicephalus microplus (southern cattle tick), 855 nucleotides long. RefSeq lists its product as uncharacterized. The record is from RefSeq and is a predicted model, not a curated record. NCBI's taxonomy places the organism in Eukaryota, Metazoa, Arthropoda, Arachnida, Ixodida, Ixodidae.